Molecule: messenger RNA, 426 nt
Organism: Plasmodium malariae
Lineage: Eukaryota; Apicomplexa; Aconoidasida; Haemosporida; Plasmodiidae
Product: zinc finger protein, putative
Exons: 2
Coding region: 1-426 (141 amino acids)
Biological process (GO): chromatin remodeling
Cellular component (GO): Swr1 complex
Molecular function (GO): nucleosome binding
Source: RefSeq, a predicted model, not a curated record
AUGGGGAGAAAGAGACUUGAUAAAAAUGCAAAAAAUGUAAAAAAGAGGAAAAGAAAAAAGGGAUCAGAUAGCGAAGAUGAUGAUGAUAUUGAAAUAACUAACAUCAAUGUUAAUUUAAAUAGAAACGCGUCUUCUUUGGGUAAAUUUAAACAAAGAGAGAAGCUUGAUAUAAACUUGAUUCUAGCUCAAGAUGAGGCCGACGCUUCUAAAAUAAAAAGUUACUGUUGGACGAAGGUUAGCGGUGGAAGUAGCUCCUUAACUCGAAGGAAAUUUUGUAUUGUUUGUGGUUUUGAAGGAAAAUAUAAAUGCUUAAAAUGCUAUGAGCAUAAACCAAUUUCAUACAUUAGAUAUUACUGUUCGUUAAAUUGCAAGAAAAUUCAUGAUGAGUCUUCAUGUUGUAAAUAUAAAAUGUUAGAUAUGUGGUGA